CCGGUAUCGAGAGCCUCCGCAGGGGAACGGGCUUCUCUGGCAUGGUAACUCUGCUGCUCUGGAGGAUUCCUGCACGGUUGAUACAGUACCUCUGAUGAAACCAUGACCAGAUGGGCACGAGUUACUACCACACAUAACAAAAGACCCUUGCCUGCAACAUCAUGGGAGGAUAUGAAGAAGGGGUCCUUUGAGGAAAAAGGCCAAAACCUACCAAAGAGUAAACAACUUGAAACCAAUAGGCUGUCCCUUAAAAAUGAUGCACCCCAAGCAAAGCACAAAAAGAACAAAAAGAAAAAGGAGUACUUAAAUGAAGAUGUGAACGGAUUCAUGGAAUACCUAAGACAAAACUCACAGAUGGUUGACAAUGGGGAAAUAAUAGCAAGAAACAGUCAGGAAGUAAGGGAAGAAAUUGCAGUUGCUUUAAGGAAAGAUAGUCGCAGGGAAGGAAGACGAUUAAAAAGACAAGCAGCAAAGAAAAAUGCAAUGGUGUGUUUUCAUUGUAGAAAACCUGGCCAUGGGAUUGCAGAUUGCCCAGCCGCCCUUGAGAAUCAAGAUAUGGGCACUGGAAUAUGUUAUCGAUGUGGAUCUACAGAGCAUGAAAUAACCAAGUGCAAGGCUAAAAUAGACCCAGCUCUUGGUGAAUUUCCUUUUGCAAAAUGUUUUGUUUGUGGGGAAAUGGGGCACCUGUCCAGAUCUUGCCCUGAUAAUCCCAAAGGGGUCUAUGCUUAUGGUGGUGGCUGCAGACUUUGUGGCUCUGUGGAACAUUUUCAGAAAGAUUGCCCUCAAAGUCAGAAUUCAGAUCGAAUGGUUACAGUUGGCCGUUGGGCAAAGGGAAUGAGUGCAGACUAUGAAGAAAUUUUGGAUGUGCCUAAACCACAGAAACCCCAAACAAAGAUACCUAAAGUUGUUAAUUUUUGAUAAUGAUUAGUACUAUCAUAAAUUACCACCUUGUUGUUACAUUCUGAACUGGACCUUCUUCACAAGUUGGAGCUGGGCUCCCUUGGAGAGGCCUGUGUUGUAGAUAUCAGUAUGAUCUGGAUGUUCAAGUAGUUUCCUGAAUUCUGUCCAUCAAGGAAUACUUCUACUGCGUGAGGGAAAUCACUGAAGAAAAGCAUAAAAUGUUUAUAUUGGAUUCUUUAACUUUUUUAACAGAUAAAACUUAGGUGUAUAUAAGUGGUAACAUAGCUAAUUGUAACAAUCAUCUUUUCCUUAAAAACAAAAUUAUGCUUUCAUCUGAACCACCCCUAAACAAAGGGUAGCUGCUUUGUAUUUAGAAAUGAAUUUUUAGUAAUAUUGCUUUUUAGGUUAAAAGUAUCAGUUUAUUUAUAAGUUGC
Molecule: messenger RNA, 1334 nt
Organism: Pteronotus mesoamericanus
Lineage: Eukaryota; Metazoa; Chordata; Mammalia; Chiroptera; Mormoopidae
Gene: ZCCHC9
Product: zinc finger CCHC-type containing 9
Exons: 6
Coding region: 103-918 (271 amino acids)
Cellular component (GO): nucleolus
Molecular function (GO): zinc ion binding; nucleic acid binding
Source: RefSeq, a predicted model, not a curated record